Messenger RNA from Penicillium olsonii, 1491 nucleotides. The record is from the annotation of a GenBank genome assembly. NCBI's taxonomy places the organism in Eukaryota, Fungi, Ascomycota, Eurotiomycetes, Eurotiales, Aspergillaceae.
AUGGCGACAACUCUGACAGUUUCUGGCUUCCAGGGCCGCCAAAUCACGCUUCCGACGGGCCUAUUCAUCAACAACCAAUUUAUUCCUUCGUCCACUGGCCAGGUAUUGCCAGUUGAAAACCCCUCAACCGGCGAAAAACUUGGCACAAUUUCCGCUGCUGGGCUCGAAGAUAUUAAUCAUGCUGUUGAAUCCGCCAAGGUCGGAUUCCGCACUUGGAGGUCCGUAUCGGGCCCUCAAAAAGCCCAGCUCUUGCUUAAGCUCGCGGACUUGAUUGAGCGAGAUGCCCAAGAUCUAGCCUCUCUUGAGGCCAUUGAUGCCGGCGUUCUGUAUACCGAUUCAAUGGGGAUGAACAUCCCUCAAGCAGUCGGCUGUCUGCGAUACUAUGCAGGCUGGGCAGGGAAAAUUGACGGCAAAACACUAGACAUGGAUGGCGGAAUCGCCUACACCCAUCGGGAACCUCUGGGUGUAUGUGCUGCCAUUGUGCCUUGGAAUGCACCUCUUAUGAUCACUAUUUGGAAGCUUGCCCCGGCACUAGUGACAGGCAAUGUCUUGAUCAUCAAGUCCUCUGAGCUUUCGCCGCUAUACGCUCUCAAGCUUGCAGAAUUGGUGAAAGAAGCCGGGUUCCCUCCUGGUGUCGUCACCGUGGUCACUGGAGAUGGCGCCUCUGCAGGCCAGGCCCUGUCUGAGCAUAUGGAAGUACGCAAAGUUGCCUUCACCGGAAGUGCUCUUGCCGGUCGCAAAAUUCUACAAGCCGCAUCGCGGACGAAUCUCAAAAAAGUAAGUCUGGAGCUCGGUGGUAAAGGGCCAUCCAUUGUGUUCGAGGAUUGCGACCUUGAAAACGCGCUGCUGUGGACUCGGAUUGGAAUCACAGCAAACAAUGGCCAGAUCUGUGCUGCGGGUUCACGCAUCUAUGUCCAAGCUUCUAUUUACGAUCGGUUCAUUAAGGCAUACAAAAAGGCGUACGCCGAUGCGCCAACAGUUGCAGGCAACCCUUUGGAUGCGUCCACUACGAAGGGGCCAGUGGUGAGUCGAGUCCAGCACGAGAAGAUCCUCCACUUUAUUCGCCAAGGAAAGGAAUCAGGAGCCAAGCUUCUAUUUGGCGGCGAGCGAAUCGGCGAGAAGGGAUACUUUGUCCAAAACACUGCUUUUGCAGACGUCGGUGACGAUGCGACCAUUAUGCGCGAGGAGAUCUUCGGCCCAGUCGCGAGCAUUGCCAAAUUUUCCACUGAAGAAGAAGUGAUCUUCAAGGCCAAUGACUCGCACCACGGUCUCAGUGCUGCUAUUUUCACUAACGAUGUCAACCGAGCUCAUCGUGUCACCAAGGAAUUGCAAUCUGGUCAAGUCACUGUGAACGCAUGGGCAAUGCUCAGUCCUAAUGUUCCUUUUGGGGGAGUGAAGGAGAGUGGGUUCGGACGCGACAUGGGCGAAGAGGCUUUAGAGGGAUGGACCUCAGUGAAGGCUGUUAAAUACAAUAUUCUCCCACGGCUGUGA